Messenger RNA from Emys orbicularis (European pond turtle), 675 nucleotides. Its product is annotated as dnaJ homolog subfamily B member 6-like. Bases 1 to 675 code for a protein of 224 amino acids. The record is from RefSeq and is a predicted model, not a curated record. Lineage: Eukaryota; Metazoa; Chordata; Testudines; Emydidae. The transcript has a single exon. Gene Ontology annotation, molecular function: Hsp70 protein binding.
AUGGUGAAUUAUUAUGACAUUCUAGGUAUUCAAAGAAAUGCCUCUGCAGAUGACAUUAAAAAGGCAUACCGAAAACUGGCAUUGAAGGUGCACCCUGAUAAAAACCCAGAGAACAGAGAGGCAGCAGAGAGGAAAUUCAUACAAGUCUCUAAGGCAUAUGAGGUUUUAUCUGAUGCCAAAAAACGGGAUGUCUAUGACAUGUCUAGUGAAGGAGGUAUAAGUGGAAAAGACAGAAGAGGUAGAGAUGAAGGUGGAGGGAAAGGUAGAGAGAAAGGCAGGGGUGGGAGUCACUUUGAUACUGAAUUCCCAUUCAAUAGCCCCCACACAGAUGUGUUGAGAGGAAUGGACUCCUUUACAGUGAAACUCUGGGAUGAUCUACUUGAUGGGAUUUCUGGCAUUCGGCGAGGACUCCAUGGAAGAAGAAGCAGACGUGGUGAAGGAUACUCUGUCUCUAUUGCUGGAGUGUCUCCUAUUUCAGGGACUGGAUUUACUUCAUUUGGUUCCCAGCGAGUUGGGGGCUGCUCUUCAUCCUCCAUCACGUCACUGAACAACAGUGGGAAAGGCAACUUCAAAUCAGUCAUAACGACCAGCAAAAUAGUUAAUGGCAUCAAAAUCACUACCAAGAGAAUUGUGAUGAAUGGAGAAGAAAGAGUAGACACCAUUAUUGACCAUUAA